UCUUUCCGCCUCUCUCUCUCUCUCUCUCUCUUCUCUCUCUUCUCGAAGGUGAAGAAGCAAUGGGUGUGAAGUAUCUGUGGGAUGUUUUGGAGCCUUGUAAGAAGACUUUCCCACUCGAUCAUCUUCAAAACAAAAGGGUAUGCGUGGAUCUCUCUUGUUGGAUGGUGGAAUUGCAUAAAGUUAACAAAUCUUAUUGCGCCACCAAAGAAAAAGUUUAUCUUCGAGGGCUCUUUCAUCGUCUCCGAGCCCUAAUUGCCCUAAACUGCUCCAUCAUUUUAGUCUCAGAUGGUGCAAUUCCCGGAAUCAAAGUGCCAACUUAUAGGCGUCGGUUGAAAGCAAGAUUCGAGGUCGCUGAUGAUGGCGUUGAACCUGGGAAAGAGACUUCACUCAAAAGAAAUAUGGGGUCCGAGUUCUCCUGCAUCAUAAAAGAGGCUAAAGUUAUUGCAUCAACACUGGGGAUACUUUGUUUAGACGGGAUUGAGGAGGCUGAGGCACAAUGCGCUCUACUAAAUUCAGAAUCCUUAUGUGACGCCUGUUUUAGCUCUGAUUCAGAUAUCUUCCUUUUUGGUGCAAAGACUGUAUACAGAGAAAUAUGCCUUGGUGAAGGAGGUUAUGUUGUUUGCUAUGAGAUGGAUGACAUCAAGAAAAAGCUUGGUCUUGGACGGAACUCAUUGAUAGCUCUAGCGCUUCUGCUUGGCAGUGACUACUCUCAGGGAGUUCGUGGUCUUCGUCAGGAGAAAGCUUGUGAGCUUGUUAAGUCGAUUGGAGAGAAUGUUAUUCUUCAAAAAGUUGCAUCAGAAGGACUUGCCUUUGCGGAAAAACCUAAAAAGUCUAAGAAGCAAGUUAAGCCUUCUGUGUGCAGUAAAAAAGGGACCUUACCUUUGGUGGUUAUAAAUGGAAAUAAUCGUGGUCCGGAAGGACUGGAACAGAUCAAGCAGGUGAUUGAUGCGUUCAUGAAACCCAAGUGCCACCAAGCAGACUCUAAUACAGUUUCCAGGGCCCUAGCUGAAUUCUCUUUCCAGCGCACCAAGCUUCAGGAGAUAUGUCAUCAGUUCUUUGAGUGGCCCCCUGAGAAAACAGAUGAAUACAUACUUCCUAAAGUUGCUGAAAGAAAUCUGAGAAGGUUCGCUAUUUUGCAAUCAAAAUCAACUGAGGUUGAAGUUAAUCUUCCCCUCCAUAAGCCAGUGGUGCCAGAGAAGUGUCCGGUGUCUGAAAUCAUAAAGACCCGCAAAGUACAGGGACGAGAAUGUUUUGAAGUCUCAUGGAAUGAUUUAGAAGGGUUAGAGACGUCCAUUGUUCCUGCAGAUCUUGUCCAAAGGGCUUGUCCUGAGAAGAUCAUAGAGUUCAAGGAGAAACUGGCAGCAAAGAAAAAGAAACCGAAGCCGAAACAAAAACAGAAGGAAACUAGUUCGCCGACCAAAUCUUCUUCUCUUGCAGAACUCAGCCGCGAACUCCAACAACUUGAUCUCAACUCAACCUCUGUAGCAACUACAAACAUCGUACAAGAAGCUAAGCAAGGGAAAGAACAGCAAAACUUCAAGAAACAUGACUACUUGUGUCUGAUCGAUUCACCCGACAGAGAAAAUUGCAAUAACGCUUGGUCCACGACCAUGGAUAGAUUCAGUGUUGGUCCGAGUUCUUGUUCACUGUAUCCGGAAACAGAAGUCAUUGAUCUGAUAAGCCCUUGUCCUGAAGCACGUUCACGGAGCGUGUCAAGAAGUUAUGAAGAAGAAAAGAAGAACCAUGAUCACCAACAACUUGAGACAGUGAUUGAGCUGAGUGAUUCAGAGACAGAUGAUGAAGAACAUAGCAAAAAGGCUAAAGAGCUUAGGAUGUUUCUUCAAAAUAUCAGGAAAGACAUUAUCCUCUGAUGAAACAAAACUAGACGAUGAUCAUUUAUUAUAAUAAACUAUAUAUGGCAUUGUAUAAGAAUAAUGUUAUGAGACUUCUUUAAUCUUUAUUCUUUGUAUUAA
Camelina sativa (false flax) is the source of this 1973-nucleotide messenger RNA. RefSeq names its product single-strand DNA endonuclease 1-like. Gene Ontology annotation, molecular function: 5'-flap endonuclease activity. NCBI's taxonomy places the organism in Eukaryota, Viridiplantae, Streptophyta, Magnoliopsida, Brassicales, Brassicaceae. The record is from RefSeq and is a predicted model, not a curated record.